AUGGCAUCGAACACACGGACUGCAGUAUCAAUGUGUAUUAUUGGCUUUGUUGUGACAUUCUCCAUGCCUCUCAAAGGUCCUGUGACCAGAUCCAUCAUGUCAAGUCAAGACCAUGUAACUAAAUCCAAUGCGUCCGUCACAGACACUGUGACCAGCUCCACCUUGACAGCCACAGACGCUGUGAUCAGCUCCACCUUGUCAGUCACAGACCCUGUCACCAGAUCCAACGUGUCUCUCACCGAUGCUCGAGACAAGACAUCCACCGUGUCUCUCACAGAUGCUCAAGACAGAACACCCACCGUGUCUCUCACAGAUGCUCGAGACAGAACACCCACCGUGUCUCUCACAGAUGCUCGAGACAGAACUACCACCGUGUCUCUCACAGAUGCUCAAGACAGAACAUCCACCGUGUCUCUCACAGAUGCUGGAGACAGAACAUCCACCGUGUCUCUCACAGAUGCUCAAGACAGAACACCCACCGUGUCUCACACAGUUGUUCGAGACAGGACAUCCACCGUGUCUCUCACAGAUGCUCCAGACAGAACACCCACCGUGUCUCUCACAGAUGCUCGAGACAGAACAUCCACCGUGUCUCUCACAGAUGCUCGAGACAGAACAUCCACCGUGUCUCUCACAGAUGCUCGAGACAGAACACCCACCGUGUCUCUCACAGAUGCUCGAGACAAGACAUCCACCGUGUCUCUCUCAGAUGCUCAAGACAGAACACACACCGUGUCUCUCUCAGAUGCUGGAGACAGGACAUCCACCGUGUCUCUCACAGAUGCUGGAGACAGAACAUCCACGGUGUCUCUCACAGAUGCUCAAGACAGAACACCCACCGUGUCUCACACAGUUGUUCGAGACAGGACAUCCACCGUGUCUCUCACAGAUGCUCAAGACAGAACACCCACCGUGUCUCUCACAGAUGCUCGAGACAGAACAUCCACCGUGUCUCUCACAGAUGCUCGAGACAGAACAUCCACCGUGUCUCACACAGAUGCUCGAGACAGAACAUCCACCGUGUCUCACACAGAUGCUCGAGACAGAACAUCCACCGUGUCUCACACAGAUGCUCAAGACAGAACAUCCACCGUGUCUCUCACAGAUGCUCGAGACAGAACAUCCACCGUGUCUCUCACAGAUGCUCGAGACAGGACAUCCACCGUGUCUCUCACAGAUGCUGGAGACAGAACAUCCACCGUGUCUCACACAGAUGCUCAAGACAGAACAUCCACGGUGUCUCUCACAGAUGCUCGAGACAGAACAUCCACCGUGUCUCUCACAGAUGCUCGAGACAGAACACCCACCGUGUCUCACACAGAUGCUCGAGACAGAACAACCACCGUGUCUCUCACAGAUGCUCGAGACAGAACAUCCACCGUGUCUCUCACAGAUGCUCGAGACAGAAUAUCCACCGUGUCUCUCACAGAUGCUCGAGACAGAACUACCACCGUGUCUCUCACAGAUGCUCGAGACAGAAUAUCCACCGUGUCUCUCACAGAUGCUGGAGACAGAACAUCCACCGUGUCUCUCACAGAUGCUGGAGACAGAACAUCCACCGUGUCUCUCACAGAUGCCCGAGACAGAACAUCCACCGUGUCUCUCACAGAUGCUCGAGACAGAACAUCCACGGUGUCUCUCACAGAUGCUCGAGACAGAACAUCCACCGUGUCUCUCACAGAUGCUCAAGACAGAACACCCACCGUGUCUCACACAGAUGCUCGAGACAGAACAACCACCGUGUCUCUCACAGAUGCUCGAGACAGAACAUCCACAGUGUCUCUCACAGAUGCUCGAGACAGAACAUCCACCGUGUCUCUCACAGAUGCUCGAGACAGAACAUCCACGGUGUCUCUCACAGAUGCUCGAGACAGAACAUCCACCGUGUCUCUCACAGAUGCUCAAGACAGAACACCCAUCGUGUCUCUCUCAGAUGCUCGAGACAGAACAUCCACCGUGUCUCUCACAGAUGCUCGAGACAGAAUAUCCACCGUGUCUCUCACAGAUGCUCGAGACAGAACUACCACCGUGUCUCUCACAGAUGCUCGAGACAGAACAUCCACGGUGUCUCUCACAGAUGCUCGAGACAGAAUAUCCACCGUGUCUCUCACAGAUGCUCGAGACAGAACUACCACCGUGUCUCUCACAGAUGCUCGAGACAGAACAUCCACCGUGUCUCUCACAGAUGCUCGAGACAGAACAUCCACCGUGUCUCUCACAGAUGCUCGAGACAGAACACCCACCGUGUCUCUCACAGAUGCUCGAGACAAGACAUCCACCGUGUCUCUCUCAGAUGCUCAAGACAGAACACACACCGUGUCUCUCUCAGAUGCUGGAGACAGAACAUCCACCGUGUCUCUCACAGAUGCUGGAGACAGAACAUCCACCGUGUCUCUCACAGAUGCUCGAGACAGAACAUCCACCGUGUCUCUCACCGAUGCUCGAGACAGAACAUCCACGGAUUGGUGGUUCCCCAUAUCAUCAACUCAAAUAUUUACGUCAACUCCAAACUUCGCAACAACGAUUGGUGGAAACUCAUUUGACAGAUUCCUGGGUGUGGAGGGCCCCAAGAGGCGUGUCUGUCCCGAAGGUCAAGUCUACGUCGACGGCGUUUGCUACGUGACGCAUUCACCCCCUUAUGAAUGGACUCCACCUUCAUCUACAUGGGAACACACACCAUCACCUUCUACUGCAGUGGAGUACACACCAACACCUUCAAAUGUGCAACAACCUUCUUCAAAAAGAAAACACCUGGAACCACCAACUACAAGAGGAAAUAUGGAACCACCUACUUCAGGAGGUUAUGUAUCACCGCCUUCGUUACCCUCACAAGAAAAUGAUACUGCACCAGUUUAUAUAAACACCCCUACUCGUUCUUCGACUACCCACAACUACAGAGGUGGACAUACGGCGCACCGUAACUCCACGGGGACGAUUCGGACAUCAGGUGUUGCAGAAGAGGACCUAUCACCUGCGUCUGAACCAACGUCAAUAGCCACUUCUCCUGCACAUAAGAAAGCUAAGUCAUUAACGACUUCACAUUUGCGGUGUAAUCAUAUAAUCUUAAACAACUCAACAUUAAAAAAAUACCCGAAUGGGUCUGUAGCUGUGAAAGGUGGUCGUGUAUUAAAUGAAAGUGACUUCAUCCUCACAUCAACUGGACAUCUAAAAGUAUGCGUGACAGCUCUUGGUUCACAAGGUUCAAGCAAAAAUGAAAAGUUUAAAAUUGAUCUUAAUCGCCCAACAGUGGUGUUGACGAACAUAUGUCUGGUGUCUAGCCAGGUGUUCCUGCUUCUCACUUUCAUCUUUCACUGCUUCUUCCCCAACCUCAGGAAUCUGCCUGGCGUGAUUCUCAUGUUCCUGUCGGCAUCUCUGUUUCUGGCACAUGCAACCUUCUUCUUUGGGAGUGCCCAAGCAUACAAUCGUACAACCUGUAUUGCUAUUGGAGCAGUCAUCCACUUCUUCUGGCUUGCAUCCUUCUGUUGGCUUAACAUCUCUUCUUUCCACACAUUCAGAGUCUUUAGAGACGUAUUUUCGUCUCGUAGUUUUGAAUCCAACAAGAAGAGAAUCAUCCUCAAAUACUGCAUCUUUGGCUACGGCACUCCAGCUGCUGUUGUUGCGACAACGAUGACAUCAAACUAUUUCGUCUCUGGGUCUGUGUCUUUCGGUUAUGCAGAUACAUCAAACUUCUGCUUCGUCUCAAAUGGAACUAACGGCAUUGUUGGGUUGUUGGUCCCAGCAGGAAUGACUAUCUUGGUCAGUUUCACCCUCUUCACUUUGACCGUCGUUUACCUAUGUAGGGCCUCGGCCAACAGACGAAAGGAAAACAUGGAUGCGGGUGGAAAGACUGCAGAGGGUUAA
Molecule: messenger RNA, 3861 nt
Organism: Haliotis rufescens (red abalone)
Lineage: Eukaryota; Metazoa; Mollusca; Gastropoda; Lepetellida; Haliotidae
Product: uro-adherence factor A-like
Exons: 3
Coding region: 1-3861 (1286 amino acids)
Biological process (GO): cell surface receptor signaling pathway; G protein-coupled receptor signaling pathway
Cellular component (GO): membrane
Molecular function (GO): G protein-coupled receptor activity
Source: RefSeq, a predicted model, not a curated record